Acanthopagrus latus (yellowfin seabream) is the source of this 8365-nucleotide messenger RNA. Its product is annotated as ERBB receptor feedback inhibitor 1. The transcript is spliced from 7 exons. Gene Ontology annotation, cellular component: extrinsic component of cytoplasmic side of plasma membrane. Gene Ontology annotation, biological process: regulation of keratinocyte differentiation; negative regulation of epidermal growth factor receptor signaling pathway. The record is from RefSeq and is a predicted model, not a curated record. The coding region runs from base 5764 to 6858 and encodes 364 amino acids. NCBI's taxonomy places the organism in Eukaryota, Metazoa, Chordata, Actinopteri, Spariformes, Sparidae.
AUUUACUGAAAGCACUCAAAGAUUACUGCAUGGAUGCUCUUAAGAAAAAAAAAAACUUGGAAAAAGCCAUCAACAGCUGAAUUCCAUAUGGGGUUCCUGUAAUCUUCAUAUGGGAUUCAUCUGUCAGCGCCCAUUUUGCAGACUGGAUUGCAGGCUUGUACUUGCUGACAUGGAUAAUGCCUGCAGGUAUCUUUCUAGAAGCAGCUGCUGCUAAAUUAUUUUAUCACCAUCAAUCGUCUAUCAUCCUGUUUUCUUACAGUGCACAGUACUUGAAACACAGCCUGACUGAUUUUUUUAACAACACUAAUGGUAAAACAGCUCUACAGUUCUAUCAGGAUAUCACAUUCCUUCAUGGAGGGAGGUGUCUUUAAUUACCCUCUGAACACAAUAAUGUCAACAGCAGCACACACCAUUCCUGGACCUUGCAACACAUUCAGGAUGACUAAUUCUGGAGUGUGUCCUAGAGUCCAUACUCCCAUGUGGAUCACAUUGUGUUACUGGCUGGACUGACACAGUUAUAACACUGCUGUGGCAAGAAGGGCGUGUUAGAGAACGAAGAAAUGACGAAAUGAUUGAAUCACAGAAAAACUUUGACCCGGUGCCAGGAUGGGAUUACAGCAGCCGUGUCGGCACUCCUUCAGGCAAAGCUUCCUUUUUUCCAUUUGAUGUAAUGUGCACGGUGAUUUUUCAAGCUCUUUCUAAACAAACCACAAGCAUGUAGUUUCUGAAGGAAUGGAACCAGAAUGAAUAGUGUUAACUUCUGUGUCUUUUUUCCAGAGUUUUAGCGAUCAAGGGGGAGUUCGCCCCUCUUGUCUUUAAGAGGAUGAUCGGUCCACACAAGAACAGGUUUGGUUAAACACACAACACAGUCCAAGAUAGAGUGGCGACGUGCUCCUGGAGACAAGUUUGCAAACUGAGUCAGCAGCUAUAUUUUUUAAUGACUCAACCGAUCCACCACAGAGCCCUUUCGUUUCUAAGAGCCCUGCCCUCAACCCUCCCUCACACAGGCACGCACUGCCUACGUUUACGUGAGGGUUUACCUCACCACUGCAUCACUUCCUCCCACUGUACUCGUCUGCAUAUGCCCAAUAGCAAAAAGAAAAUAUUUUUCCAAAGACGCAAUUAAACUUUCAGUGGUAUUGGAAAGUUUAUGUAAUUAUGUAUUCCAUGUUUUAUUUUAUCAGUUCAGUCUGGAUUUCCUGUGAUGUAUUUCACCUCCCUUUCAUGCUUGAAGCUCUAUGUUUUUCCUCCAAUAAUGAUCUGUGAUAUAGACUGAUGGACAUGCUGUGACGGGUGAUAUGGUGAAUUUUCUGCCGAGCUAAUAAUCCCAUGAUCCUCCGAGUCAUUUACUGUAUGAAUCAGUCAUGUUGCCAGGAAGAGACUCCCACGUCUGCCUUGAAUUUUCUCGGACUUUUACCUUUUUUUCAUUCGGUAAUAACUAGUGGGGGCUGUUAGAAUGUCCCACUGCCUUUUUUUUUCCUUCCUCACAUGACAGGCGAUCUGUGAACAAGGAAGGAAGGAGGAGGAAAGCAAGGAGUGGAACAGUGAACUGUACAUCACGGUGAAAUCGGGCUCUGUCGGUGACUCAACAGGAAAUGAUGGAGCGGGAGUAAGUAAGGCCUGCGGAAGGCUUCCCACUGGGCCUGCAGACCCUCUGCCCACAUUGAAGCAUGAAAGCUGCCCGGGCCUCCAGUGCUGCAUCCUGGUGUAGUUCCUGAGCUGCCUCCACAAUCAAAGGCAGCACAAACAUCCUUCUUCAGGCUGUCCUCCUCUUCCUCGCGGUGGCUGCUGGCUCUUUGAUAACUGAGCUGUCUCCUCACAGGAUGAGGUCAAAGGCCGUGGUGCGACGCCCACUCAGAGACAUUUGAGGAGCCUGAUUCCUUCCUGACGCCACCAACUUGUCAGACCCAACAGCAAAUCCAUUAAAUUAAAACAGAUUAAAUAAAGGUCACUGCAACUUCAGUCUGGAGGUGGAUGACGAUGCCCCUUAUUUCAGCUCUGGCACCCUACAAACAAAGCUUACUCAAUCAUUCCAGAGCACUUGAUUAAAUGGACAGGAAUUUUAACCUCUUACACAUGUAGCAUCUGUCUGCAAAGUCUUUUUAUAUGUUACAACCUCUGACAUUGAUUCACAGUAACGACAGCGAUUAAAAGGAAUGUGAAACUCAAACACAAGACAGGUCGACCGUGACUCUGAAAACAGACACAGGCUUGUCCGUCUGCAGUCAGUACUGGGCUCUAAUUACUAUUACAUAUUUGUACACAGCUGGUUCCUCUAUAAGAGAAUUCCCUGUGUCACCGUGUCAGCACAUCAACCUACACAAAUGUAUUUACCAUAGAACACGUAUGUUAACACCUACUUACUUCAUUUCCUAUUCCAGCUUUGGACAUUGUUAACUGAGUGGUGGGCAGACAUUUCUCUUCCAAGAUAUUGAGAUCUGGUCUAGCGAUCCAGCUAGACAAAAAAUUAAGUACUGUUUACAGCAGAAUGCGAAGGAACAACAGUGUUGAUGUUUCUUCAAAGACAUCUAUGUAGCUAAGCUAUGAAGCUAACAGGCCAACCAGGAAGCUGUAGCCUUUGCUGUCUUGUUGUACCACCUUGUACCUCACCUGGGAGAUUUAUGUGAGGAACUUUGUGUUCAUGAUGAUAAAUGACCUGUACCAGCAAACGAGACCCUCAGAGAAAAGACUGCUGUUUUUACAUAGUUAUUAAUGCCUGUGCUUGACACGAUCAAUCCUGCAGUCUCUCUGUCACUUCCAAAACAGAUGCAAGCACUGCCAGCGAAGAUCUUUACAACAGAUCAGACCGCUUUUGUCAAAAAGGGGCCCCUUGAAUCAACAAAAACUUAAUUUUACUCAUAGUCACUUUAACUCUUCAUAACACACACGUCAUUCAAAAUCAACAUAAACAAAAUAAAACUUGGUUUGUCUCUCCACAAUCACCACUCAGUUCACUGAGUAAGAAGUAAGUAUAUUCUGGCUAUACACACUGGUUUUCCUGCUUUUGAUUCAGCCAAUAGGGCCACAAGUUUCACAGCCCACAGCGCUAGUUAGCUAAAGGCAGCUAUCUACAUCCAAACAUAGCCACAAAGAGUUUUGUAGUGAGCAACAGUUAGCGGUUAUGCUGACCGCUGUAUUUUUGUGGUUACCUUUCUAUUCUUGCCAAAUCUUACAAAUGACACCUUUAGCCUUGAUGUUCCAUGUAUAUUUAUCUAGUUGAGCGCAUAAAGAAUCAUGAACAGAAGGCGUUCGGGAUGGGCCCAGCUUUGAUGGCCCAUCUUAAAUUUUGCAGCAGCAUGAGGGAGUUCCCUUAAAGCAAUCCAUCACAUCUUUGAAAGAAGCACAAGGAGGAGGAGGGGUACAGAUGUGGGAGGUGGGCUUCUGACUACACUGACAGCUGUGAGGGACGGAGGUCUCUCAGAGCAGGAAAUGACUUGACCUCCCCUGUGGGAGACUGGCCCACCCCGACAACAGCCCCCACAGCUUUGAGCAUCCCGGGUCACCACCAGCACCCACGGAGGGCAGUGAAGCAACAGCAGAUCAGCCACGGGCGAGAAAAUCUGCUGGUCCUGGCAGCAAAGACUUCGUGUUUUUGUCACCAAACACAACUCAGCACUAGACAAAAGGGAUUGUGAGUGCUGAGUUUCAAAAUCAAGAUGUGAGCUGCACCACUGCUACUCCUAAAUGUGUUUCGUACGUGACAACUGACAGCAAGUAGUCAUAUGUCACACUGGAAUCAUGUGCUGCCAAUUGCUGCAUUGCACAACAGGAAGUUGAUCAAACAGUUUAUUUGCUAAAAAGUAUGAGUAUUCCUUUAAGCAAACAAAUGACGUGAUAGCAACAAUAAAAGCCCAUUGCACGUGGCAUAUUUAUUUAGUGGGUUUAUAUACUGUAAGUAUAAGGCACUCCUUAAUUCAUAUAUGACCCUGUGAAUGUUAUUAGUUUUACAUCAGUGGAAUAGCUGAACAACAGGACAGAGCUGGAGGAGGACACAGGUCAUUGGCAUCGCUCUUACAUUUUUACGAGGUGGUUGUAUUGUUUAGUGCUAAACAAUAUUUAAUGAGGAUUUAUUUGGACUAUUACCACAAUAAAAUGAUUAUUUGGCAGUCUGGAGGAGGACUGUGGGCUCAGUGUGGUCUGGAUGGGUAAAAGCAAGAAUGGUCUGCACUCACUUCCCUGUUAUUUUCUCGUAAAUGGCCUCCUGUAUUGUCCUUCUGCCUCUCUCGGCGUGGGCGAAGACAAACACAGACAGUGAACUCCUAUGUGACAUGGAGGCUUCAAAACAAGUUUGCGUCCGCGAUGACUGGGCCGACAAUCUCGUCCUCGUUCUUCUCUAUCAGUCGUAUGUUGUACUUGUGCCAGAAGCCACCCACACACACUCUGACUCCCACACAGGUCAGACCAAAAUUGUUUACUGCCUUAUGAAGGGCAAUUUCCCAUAGACUCAUUACACAAGAUAGAUACAAAUGAUUCUAAUUCUGGAGGUCGCUGGGCUUUGUUGCAAUUGAGUGGCUUUGUGUCAGGAAACAUUGAUUUGCAAAAACUGGAAAUGUCGCUUUGUUAUUUAUGAACAUUCUCGUAAGUUAUCUUGAAAUACUAAAACCAAACACAUAAUAGAUUAAUGAAAGAGACUUCUGCUGUAAUUAGCCGGAUGUCUGUUGAUUUCCACAGGUUUUCUUCUCCACUCGCAUUGAGGACACAUUCGGUCGAUGCUGUCGACUGUACCUGAGCUGGAAAUUCUGUGAGAACUAUACUAAUUACUUUAUUUUGUAUAUUUUGGUUGUAUGUAUUUCUUUUUACGUUGUUGGCAUUCUGUUCCAUUGUACAGAGAAACAUGUUUCUCUGCUGUGCAUAUGACAUUAAACCUCUGAAUCCUGAAUCUACUAUGACCUAAUUCUGAACCAAAAAUCCACAAGAAUGACAAUUUAUUAGAUCCUUUAAGAAUAUAAUGCUCCAAUUACAAUCAAAAUACUGGAGGUGUGUAAAAGUACAGAAAUAGUAGCAGGAUAAUUACACAAAAGAACCAAAAGUAAAAUGACCAAUUAUCCUGAAUGAUCAUAUUAUUUGAUUAUUUUGACUUUGUAACAGUAAAAUAAAUAACAAAUAAAACUUAUGUGCUGUAUUUAUGUUUGUUCUGUAAUUAAAUCAAGACCAUUGCAUCAUGUUCUGUGUCUGUUGAAUUUAAAUCUGUAAAGUUGUCAGUUAAAUGUAAAGUUUUAAAAAUUACACAAUAAUCCCCUCUGAAAAUAAGUGGAAGAGAUUAUUUAAGUAAUGUACAACUAAACAAACACAAAUGUAGGUCCAGUUAAUUUCCACCACUGCUUGUUUAUGAGCCACAGGCUAGUUUCCUCUGAUGGUUUGUGUUUUUCGGGGUAUUUUUUCCCUUUAAGAGCAGUUUGGGUGGAGUUACAGCGCGGUGCCCGGGGAGCUGCUUGCAUUUAUAAGGAGAUGUGGAAAAGCGCGUCACUCUGACAAAAUGAGUUUCGCCUCCCAGCUUUGUUGACAGAGGAGGGAUGUUGCACAUGGUUCAGUUUUCACUGGGAGACGAGCGGCUCGUACUCUGCUGAUAGAUUAUCUGUCUUUGGACCGGAACAGAUCGACCGAGCCCGGCUGUAGCCUGCGUGAUGGACAAGAAGUCUUGUGUUUUCAUGCUUGCACUAGAAUGAAGCAGUGAUGGGUUUGAUCGAGCUGACCUGUGUUGGAGCUUUGGACCGAUACCAAACAGAACUUAGCGAUUUUUGAGAUUACAGUUUCUGCAACAACAUGGCCGCAAGUCAGAACAACUACUGGGGACAGCAUGACCUGAACAGAAUGUGCUUUCGCCUGAGUGCUGACAUGGAUCACAACCUGACGGAGCUUCAACAACAGCAAAUUGCCAAGGAAUUUAACUGCAACAUCUCUGACUCCCAGCCUCCUUUCUAUUCUGAUACUUGCCGCCUAACUUCUGACAGCAUCCCUCUGCCCCAUGAGGGAGACCAGGUGGUCCCUUCUUCCCAUAGACGGUCAAUAUUUGGGGACCAUCAGAGAGAAUCCAAACCCCUGCCGCCUCUGCCUGACCCUGAGGAGCUCAUGUCUGAUGAGGCUGCUGACAGUGAGGUGGAGUUUUUCACCAGUGACCGCCGACGCCUUUUGCCCAAAAGCUGCCCCAAAUCUAUUUGCAGGGGCACAAACAGAGACUCUGGCCAAGUAAAUUACGCCUACCAGGAGACUCAUUUGAGGUCUGGUGGUCCUGACACUAUCGCUUUCUCUUGGCCGAACAGAGAGGACAGACCGUCAGGUCGAGGAAGUGGGUUUGGAGCAAACAUCUGGGCACUACCUCUCCAGAGAGAAGACCACCAGCAUGUGGCUUCAGAUACUUUGUGUAGCAAAGACCAACACCCGGCAUCCAGAAGGUUUUCCUGUUCAGGUCACAGCAGCAUCACAGCCUGCCCCACUGACAAGCCACAGGUACCUCCUCGUAUCCCCAUCCCACCAAAACCUGCUGCUCUCUCAAAGAACGAGGAGGACAAGCCUCCCAAAAUUCCCCCGAGGGUCCCUUUAGUCCCUCCCUGCCCACCACGUACCCCAAGCCCCAAAAGCCUUCCGAUUUAUAUCAACGGAGUGAUGCCUGCCACUCAGAGUUUUGCUGCUAACCCAAAAUAUGUGAGUAAGGCAUUACAGAGACAGCAGAGUGAAAGGGCGCCACCUGCAGCUCAGUGUUCUCCCUGCAUCGUUCCCAUUUUGAAGGACGGCAGACAGGCCAGCACUACCCACUAUAUCCUCCUGCCGCCGGGCCGACCAGCGUACUCGGAGAGACGAGAAAGACUCCUGAGUGAACCGGCCAGGAUUGGAAACAGCAGCAUUUGGCAGAACAGAUAGAAACACUGGCUGAUGUGGGAACCUUGAUGAGUUCAAAACUGUGACUGACUUCAUGAAUAACCAUGUGACCUGUUAUACAGAGUGGAAAGAUUCACAUGUCUAAUGUCACUUUGGGGUUAUUUCAAAUGACUGAUGUGUUUUAAGAUCACUCGUGUCACACAAUACUCACAAUACUGUGAGUGUGUACUGAACAUUUUACCGGUCAGUAUUUUAUUGACGUCUUCUCAAUAUCAACCUGGAAAACAUAACAUUCCAGUUUCACUAAUAAUGGAGAGAUAUUUACCUCUUAUAAAUAUUUUCAACUUUGGUUUACUGAGAUAUGCAGUUUUUCUCACAGGGACAAUGUCCCAUCACUCAUUAAUGUGUAAAGUCUGAAAGCCUCAUGCUCACAUCACUAAAGCAACCUGAGCUAAUACUAUAUUUCUUACAACAGAGCAAACAAUUACUGUAUGUACAAGCUGGGCUUGUGCCAGACUCUUCAUCCCUUGUGUGUUAUUUUUCAUGACAAUGCUGCUUGAAAUCCAAGUUAUAAUGUAUUGAUAUAUGUAAUGUUUUGCCAAAUCAUUCUCACAUUAGGAUUUAUGACAAAUGGAACACUGUGCCUGAUAUUUAAACGACACAACACGACCCAAACAUGCUUUGAACUUCAGUGAUAUCGAACGAUUCACCUUAUAUCACUCUUGAGUAACUUUUUCUGUUUCAGUGUUCAUGCCUUUUUCCGGCCUCCUUGUGCAAGCAGCCUUCACUGUUAGAAGGCUGCUGGUUUAUUUCAAAGUUACCCCCAUUUACAUCCUACCUGCAAGAUAUUCACAUUUUUUGUUUUAAGCAUUGGCUUAUAGUCUCCGCCUGUGUGCACAAAGUUAAAUUUAUUUAAAACAAUUCUCUGGCAAUUAUUUUCAUUGUUGAUUAAUUAAUCAGUAUUCAGGAUAGUGUCAUAUUCAAAAAAUGUUGACAUUUUGUUGAAUAACUCAAGUUUGUUGUUCAUUGCAGCUAAUUAUUAGCAAAUUAACAAAGACCAUUUCAACUCAUCCACACCAAGAGCUAAUGACCCAAUAAACCUAAUAAAUGGGUCUUUUAAUACAUUAGUCAAGAAGUCAUUCAUGUUUUCUGAUGCUGUUAAAGGUUUUACAUCAGUGGUGGUUUUAAAAACAGGAGUAACAAAGGCCUUAAUUUGAAUUAUGACCAGUUGACAAACUUUUAAUCACGAUGAUUCUUUUAAAACUGUUUGUGUAUUUUGUUUUAAUAAUGUAUAUUUGGUCAAAAAAGUACAGAUUGGGCCUUUAAUGCUUGUUUUUGUGUGUUAGCAUGGAAAACAUGUUACGUUUACACUGUCGAGGAGCAGACCCACGUUUACAACCUUUGUUACAUCAACAGGUUGGAAGUUCUCAUGAAGGUUGUGUGUUGGCCCAGACAAAGGCUGUUCAUAAUGUGUUCCGUGUCAAAAGUAAAUCAUUGUAAAAUGUUGUUUUUAAUCUAUUUAUAGAAAUAAAAUAACUUAUUCAUUCUA